This is a messenger RNA of Paraphaeosphaeria sporulosa, 772 nucleotides long. RefSeq lists its product as uncharacterized. The record is from RefSeq and is a predicted model, not a curated record. NCBI's taxonomy places the organism in Eukaryota, Fungi, Ascomycota, Dothideomycetes, Pleosporales, Didymosphaeriaceae. The transcript has 2 exons. The coding region runs from base 271 to 582 and encodes 103 amino acids.
GAUGGACAGAAGAAUGAACGUCUCCAUGAAAGCGCUAGAAUGCAUCAAGUUUACAGAUUCGGCGAGUAUGUUGUCAAGUGGAGCGGCAGUCCAAAAAUCAUUCAAGAAGCCGAAAAUCUACAUUUCCUAGCGGAAAACCUUCCUCGGCUGCGUAUACCGACGCUGUUGGCGGCCUGGACGGUUGAAGGCUACGAGAAAUCCACAAUCUACUGCCACAUAACAAACUACAUUGACGAUGUCCGAUUGAAUGGUUUUAACUAAUUCUCAAGAAUGACAGAGCAAGCGCAAGACAUCAUCUGUGCAAACGUAUCAGCACAGCUUGCAUAUCUCCACUCUUUUCCACUACCGUCCGAAGAGUGGUACUAUGGACGGAUUUACCGACAGGGGUGGGUGAAUCCGCCAGAUUCCAUAGAAGCGGGCCCGUGCAGGACCGUCGUCGCUCCGUUCAGGGACUAUGAAGAGUUAGUCGCAGCCAUCGACCGAGCCCAUGAACUCACAACCGCCCUCCACCUUUCUCGCGAAGAGUGGACUCCUGGAGAACUGGAACGCCGGCGUCAACUCAUGGAAGCGAUCAGAAGUUGAACACCGCAAGAGCCUAAACUCACAUGGCUGGAUCCAAAGCUCCAAAAUAUGGUCGCCGUGCCGAUAGGAGGGGACGCUGCUGUGAUCACGUUGGCAGCUAUUCCUGUGAGCUUGUAACCGCGGUCCGAUCGCCGAGGCUACAUAUGACGGCAGGAAGCGUGUUACGUGCUGUGUCCGUUAGCGUCGUAAU